This is a messenger RNA of Egretta garzetta (little egret), 534 nucleotides long. RefSeq names its product insulin like growth factor binding protein 2 (gene IGFBP2). Bases 94 to 534 code for a protein of 146 amino acids. Gene Ontology annotation, cellular component: extracellular region. NCBI's taxonomy places the organism in Eukaryota, Metazoa, Chordata, Aves, Pelecaniformes, Ardeidae. Gene Ontology annotation, biological process: regulation of insulin-like growth factor receptor signaling pathway. Gene Ontology annotation, molecular function: insulin-like growth factor II binding; insulin-like growth factor I binding. The transcript has 3 exons. The record is from RefSeq and is a predicted model, not a curated record.
GAUAAUGGCGAUGACCGGUCCGAGAGCAUCCUUGCUGAGAACCAUGUGGAUGGCACCACGGGGAUCCUGAGCGGAGCCGGAGGGAGGAAGCCCAUGAAGACGGGCAUGAAGGAGCUGGCGGUUAUGAGGGAGAAAGUGAAUGAGCAGCAGCGGCAGAUGGGCAAAGUCGGCAAGGCCCAUCACAACCACGAGGAUUCAAAGAAGUCGCGGCUGUCGACGGGCAGGACCCCUUGUCAGCAGGAGCUGGAUCAGGUCCUGGAACGCAUCUCCACUAUGCGGCUGCCGGAUGAGCGAGGUCCCCUGGAGCACCUCUACUCCCUCCACAUCCCCAACUGUGACAAGCACGGCUUGUACAAUCUCAAACAGUGCAAGAUGUCAGUGAACGGGCAGCGGGGCGAGUGCUGGUGCGUGGACCCCAUCCAUGGGAAGGUGAUCCAGGGUGCGCCUACCAUCCGUGGGGACCCCGAGUGCCACCUCUUCUACACAGCCCAUGAGCAGGAGGACCGGGGAGCACAUGCCCUGCGGAGCCAGUAG